Messenger RNA from Castor canadensis (American beaver), 2736 nucleotides. The record is from RefSeq and is a predicted model, not a curated record. NCBI's taxonomy places the organism in Eukaryota, Metazoa, Chordata, Mammalia, Rodentia, Castoridae.
AUGCCGGGUACUGAGGCCUUCAUCCUAAAGGUCUCUUUUAUACAAAACCUUGUAUUUUGUGUAGAAAGAGUCUACCGUGUGCCUGACUUUGGUGUCUGGGAAAGAGGAAGCAAAUAUAAUAAUGGUAGCACAGAGCUACAUUCCAGCUCUGUUGGCUUAGCAAAGGCAGCUCUAGAAGCAAUUAAUGGAUUCAACCUUUUUGGCAACCAGGGCUGUUCUUGGUCAGUUAUAUUUGUGGAUCUCGAUGCUCACAAUCGCAACAGGCAAACUUUGUGUUCACUGUUACCCAGAGAAUCAAGAUCGCAUAACACAGAUGCUGCCCUGCUCCCAUGCAUCACUUAUCCUGCAUGCCUGGAUGAUGAAGUUCUGUUCAGCCAGACACUUGAUAAAGUCAUUAGAAAAUUAAAAGGAAAAUAUGGCUUUAAGCGUUUCUUGAGAGAUGGGUAUAGAACAUCAUUGGAAGAUCCCAACAGACGCUACUACAAACCAGCUGAAAUUAAGCUAUUUGAUGGCAUCGAAUGUGAAUUUCCCAUCUUUUCCUUACAUUGAUUGACUACAAAGCUAUUGGAUUUGUGUUUAGGAUCUUUUAGAGGCAAUCCCAAACAAGUAAAGGAAUAUCAAGAUCUUUUGACUCCAGUACUUCAUCAACCAUGGAAGGAUAUCCUGUUCAUACCAAAGUACUAUUAUGUGCCAGCUGACUUUGUGAAUAAUGAGAAAAGAAAUCGUAGUCAAAAGCGGUUUCCUAGCAACUGUGGUCGUGAUGGAAAACUGUUUCUUUGGGGACAAGCCCUUUAUAUCAUCGCAAAACUCUUGGCUGAUGAGUUAAUUAGUCCUAAAGACAUUGAUCCUGUCCAGCGCUACAUUCCACUACAGAAUCAACGGAAUGUGAGCAUGAGGUACUCCAAUCAGGGUCCAUUGGAAAAUGAUUUGGUAGUUCAUGUAGCACUUGUAGCAGAAAGCCAACGCCUUCAAGUUUUUCUCAACACAUAUGGUAUUCAAACUCAAACUCCUCAACAGGUAGAACCCAUUCAGAUCUGGCCUCAGCAGGAGCUUGUGAAAGCUUAUUUUCACCUAGGAAUCAAUGAAAAGUUAGGACUCUUUGGAAGGCCAGAUAGGCCCAUUGGCUGCCUCGGUACAUCAAAGAUUUAUCGCAUUCUAGGAAAGACUGUGGUUUGUUACCCUAUCAUCUUUGACCUGAGUGAUUUCUACAUGUCUCAAGAUGUUUUAUUGCUAAUAGAUGACAUUAAGAAUGCACUACAGUUCAUUAAACAAUAUUGGAAAAUGCAUGGACGUCCACUUUUCCUUGUUCUCAUUCGGGAAGACAACAUAAGAGGUAGCCGAUUCAACCCCAUAUUAGAUAUGCUGGCAGCCUUUAAAAAAGGAAUGAUUGGAGGAGUCAAAGUUCAUGUUGAUCGUCUACAGACGUUAAUAUCUGGAGCUGUAGUAGAACAACUUGACUUUCUACGAAUCAGUGACACAGAAGAGCUUCCAGAAUUUAAGAGUUUUGAAGAACUAGAAUUUCCCAAACAUUCAAAAGUCAAACGACAAAGCAGCACCCCUGAUGCUCCUGAACUAAAACAACAACCAGAUAUCAGAAUUACUGAAUGGAAAAAUAAAUCCACCAAUGAAAUUCUUCAAAAGCUGAAUGACUGCAAUUGUCUGUCCAGCCAAACCAUCCUGUUGGGUAUACUGCUCAAAAGAGAGGGCCCCAACUUCAUCACAAUGGAAGGUACCAUUUCUGAUCACAUUGAGAGAGUCUAUAGAAGAGCUGGCAGCAAAAAGCUUUGGUCGGUUGUACGCCGUGCAGCAAGUCUUUUAAGUAAAGUAGUGGACAGCCUGGCCCCAUCCAUUACUAAUGUUUUAGUGCAGGGCAAACAGGUAACUCUGGGUGCCUUUGGGCAUGAAGAAGAGGUUAUCUCUAAUCCUUUGUCUCCAAGAGUGAUUAAGAACAUCAUCUAUUAUAAGUGUAAUAUCCAUGAUGAGAGGGAAGCAGUCAUUCAGCAAGAACUGGUCAUUCAUAUUGGCUGGAUCAUCUCCAAUAAUCCUGAGUUAUUCAGUGGCAUGCUGAAGAUACGAAUUGGGUGGAUCAUUCAUGCUAUGGAAUAUGAAUUACAGAUCCGUGGCGGAGACAAGCCAGCUGUUGACUUGUAUCAGCUAUCACCCAGUGAAGUUAAACAACUUUUGUUGGACAUUCUCCAGCCUCAACAGAGUGGAAGAUGUUGGCUGAACAGGCGUCAGAUCGAUGGGUCUUUGAAUAGAACUCCCCCUGGCUUCUAUGACCGAGUGUGGCAGAUCCUGGAGCGUACACCCAAUGGUAUCAUUGUAGCUGGGAAGCAUUUGCCACAGUGUUCUAAAACAACCACCCUGUCAGAUAUGACCAUGUAUGAGAUGAAUUUUUCUCUACUUGUUGAAGACAUGUUGGGAAAUAUUGACCAGCCAAAGUAUAGACAAAUUGUUGUGGAGUUACUAAUGGUUGUAUCCGUUGUACUGGAAAGGAACCCUGAGCGAUUUCAAGACAAAGUAGAUCUGGACAAACUGGUGAAAGAAGCAUUUCAUGAAUUUCAAAAAGAUGAGAGUCAGCUAAAGCAAAUUGAAAAAAUAGAUGACAUGACUUCCUUUUUACAACACUCCCCCCUGGGAAAAAGAGGAACAUGCAGCUAUUUGACAAAGGUUGUAAUGAUUGUGCUGGAGGGAGAAGUCAAGCCAAGCAAUGAUGACUCGUGUCUGGUUAGCUAG